This is a messenger RNA of Salvelinus namaycush (lake trout), 4703 nucleotides long. RefSeq names its product septin-9-like. Lineage: Eukaryota; Metazoa; Chordata; Actinopteri; Salmoniformes; Salmonidae. The record is from RefSeq and is a predicted model, not a curated record. Gene Ontology annotation, molecular function: GTPase activity; molecular adaptor activity; GTP binding. Gene Ontology annotation, cellular component: septin ring; septin complex; cell division site. The transcript is spliced from 12 exons. Gene Ontology annotation, biological process: cytoskeleton-dependent cytokinesis. The coding region runs from base 327 to 2249 and encodes 640 amino acids.
UUAUCUAGAGAUAGCCUGGCCCCGAGGUUAACUCCCUGUUGUCCGCGUUCGAUCCUGAUAUAUUAAAUAAUUCACUAAUUUACUUCAAAUCCACGAAGUAGCGGUUCCCCUGAUUUUCCCCGCAGCCAAGUGUGUUCGGAAAGCUUAACGUUCCAGGAUUGGGAGGAAUAGGGAGAAAAGCGCGCACCGAGAUACCUGUGAAACUACGGUUGUAAAUGAGGAUCUGAUUGCCACGGACAACAUCGAACACGUCUGAGACAUUGCCUGGCUAAAAUAACAACUCAUAUCGAGGCUUAAAGCAAGUCGUUUCUGUACGAAGGAUCAUCAUGAAGAAAUCAGGAUAUUCAGGUAUUGCCAGGUCCACCAGUGGGAGACUGAGGAGGACAGACAGAGAAGGUUCUUCUGCCAUCACCAGUCCCACACUAAAGAGGUCGUUUGAGGUGGAGGAGUCUGACGUCUCCAUCAACCCCUCCCCUCUGUCCCGUAGGACCAACCUCCGCUCCUCCACCUCCAGCCAGCGAAGCUUCCACGACCUGGGCUCCUCCCGCAACUCGGACUACCCCUCCAGAACCUCGCCUUCUGACUCCAACCCCUGCUCCCCCAAAACCAGCCUGAGACGCAUGGAGCUGUCCGGGGGAGUGGUAGGAGGUCGUGCCCUGGAUACAGCCUCCACCCGCCGGACCGAGAUCUCCAUUGAGGUGUCAUCCAAGCAGAUUGACAGCUCGCCCAGCCCGGGUAUCGCCCGUUUCGGCCUGAAGAGGCCCGAGGCCCAGAGCCUUGGUUCUCGAGCCGGAGCCGUCCCAGAGAGCUCCACCAGCUCCAGCUCCAGCUCGGCACACAGACGGGCAGAGAUCUCCCUCUCUCGGCCCCACGAGCCCCCCGGGGCACCCAGGAGGGGGGACUCCCAGCCUCCCUCAGCCACCCGGAUCCCUGACCCCCCUCAGAGGAGAACCGACCCCACCAUGGUCAGUCCUGUGGAGGGCCUUACUUCCAGGAGACCCGAGAUGCCUGUCUUCCGACAGCCAGAGAUGGCAGCACCACCUCCGGUCAGGGUGGUGGAGAACAACAGCCACCCCCCAGCGCCCAGUGGCCCCCUGCCCAGCCUGGUGGAGCCCAGGAGCGAGAGAACACAGCCCCCGGUCAGCGAGACGCCCGUCGUCAGACCUAUAGAGAGGUCAGAGGUCACUACCAGCUACAACAGUAGAGCCAUGUCUGAGGUGGCCGUGCCCGAGAUGAUGAUGCCACCCCCGGCGGUGCCCGCAGCGUGCCAGGUGGAGAAGCCUGUGCCAGGUCCUGGCAUGGGGGACUUCAGCUAUGUGGGCAUCGAUGCCAUCCUAGAACAGAUGCGGAGGAAGGCCAUGAAACAGGGCUUCGAGCUCAACAUCAUGGUAGUGGGGCAGAGCGGCCUAGGGAAGUCCACUCUGAUGAACACUCUGUUCAAGUCCAAGGUGAGCCGUAAGUCAGUGCAGGCCACGUCCCAGGAGAAGAUCCCCAAGACCAUCCAUAUCAAGUCUGUCAGCCACGACAUUGAGGAGAAGGGGGUGAGGAUGAAACUAACUGUUAUCGACACGCCCGGCUUCGGGGAUCAGAUCAACAACGAGAACUGUUGGCAGCCCAUCAUGAAGUUCAUUAAUGCCCAGUAUGAGCAGUACCUUCAGGAGGAGAUCAACAUCAACAGGAAGAAGAGGAUUCCAGACUCACGGGUUCACUGCUGUAUUUACUUCAUACCCCCUACUGGACACUGUCUGCGACCUCUGGAUGUGGAGUUUAUGAGGCGUCUCAGUAAGGUGGUCAAUAUUGUUCCUGUCAUCGCCAAGGCAGACACACUCACCCUGGAGGAGAGGGACUUCUUUAAACAGAAGAUCAGGGAAGAGCUACGGGCCAAUGGGAUCGACGUGUACCCCCAGAAGGAGUUUGACGAGGACGCAGAGGACCGGAUGAUUAAUGACAAGAUCAGGGAGAUGAUCCCGUUUGCUGUGGUGGGCAGCGACCAGGAGUACCAGGUCAACGGCAGGAGGCUUCUGGGAAGAAAGACAAAGUGGGGAACCAUAGAAGUUGAGAACAUUGCUCAUUGUGAGUUUGCCUAUUUGCGGGAUCUACUGAUUAGGACCCACAUGGAGAACAUCAAGGACAUCACCAGCAGCAUCCACUAUGAGGUGUACCGCGUCCGCCGCCUCAACGAAAACAACACUGCCGUCGCCCAUGCCAACGGCCUCCCCCAACACCACAUGACCUCCCAUGAGAUGUAGAGCCCUGCCCACCGUGUCCCAUGAGCCCUCACUUCCAUCCCGUUAUCCUUCCAUCCCUCUCUCCCCUCCACUCACUCUCAAUGCCAAACCCUUCUACAGAAGGGAGAAAACACACACUGGGGGGACUGAGGAGCGUAGUCUUAGCGCCCCCAAGUGGCCAAAUACAGACAUAUAGAAUGGACUGUUGAUGCCAAUGCAUUGCCCCUCUGAUAACCUGGUCUCUCUGACUAACGUCUACAUGAAGGGGGGGGGGGGUAAAUGCUAGCUAUCACUUGCAUUCAUUCAGGUUUAACCAGGCUAAGUAAACACUAUUAAUGUACUGCAACCUUAAUCUGUGUGUUUUCAGUUAUUCUGUCGUUCUUUAGGUCCCUCGUCUGUCGGGUUGGUUAACAAAAUAGCACUGUGAUAUCAGGCCCAUUACAUACAAGCAGUGACAGAAGUGCCCUCAAACUUUUGUUCGGGUAAAAUAUUGAUUUCUCAUCCAUUUUUUAUAUAGCCCCUGUAAAACAUCCUUCGUUCAUUGUUCAUUUGACCUGCUAUCUGAAGGUUCUACAACGUUCAUUUCUGUUCCCUUUGAGAGGGAGUAGUUUAGCCUUGAGGGACUGUAUUCUGAGUAGGAGUGCUGAUUUGGGAUCAGUUUUGCCUUUUAGAUAAAAGAUGACAUGGACAGAGAGACCUGAGCCUAGAUCAGCACUCCUACUCUGAGACGCUUUCUACACUCAGAACUGUGGUACAGGAUCCAUGGCGACAGCAGCAGAGGCACAGGACAGAUACUCAGCUAAGUAUUUAGAAGUAUGACACAUAUAAAUCAAAUCUAUUCAUUCUAUGGCAGUUGAUUAAUUUGUCAGAGUUCUGUUUGAUGAUGUCCGAGAGGGGUCAGUUGAAGAUGGUGAAUGGGGAGUGUUUAAUUGUGAUGGAAGUUGAUAAUGCUGUUGGAAUGGUCAGGGUUACAUAAUGUCGGGGGUGGACUGGAGGUUUUGAGUCUAGUGGACAUCGUCGACACGUCUGUAGGGCCAGAAGUUUUUCCCCAUAACUUGAACUGACCAGAAAAAACCUUGAUCCCUUGUAAAAGCCUGUAACUAGGACGUUCUCAGAGUCGUAGUUAUAGACUGUAACUAGGGUCUUCUCUGAGUCGUAGUUAUAGACUGUAACUAGGGUCUUCUCUGAGUCGUAGUUAUAAACUAACUAGGGUCUUCUCUGAGUCGUCGUUAUAGACUGUAACUAUGGUCUUCUCUGAGUCGUAGUUAUAAACUAACUAGGGUCUUCUCUGAGUCGUCGUUAUAGACUGUAACUAGGGUCUUCUCUGAAUUGUAUUUAUAGGCUGUAACUAGGGUCUUCUCUGAUUCGUAUUUCUAGGCUGUAACUAGGACCAUGAGUUUUUCCUGGUAAAGUCACAUGGUCAGGAAACUCCUGGUCCUACACGUGUAUGAUGCAGAGUGAGGGGAACACUCUCCUGUUGUUUCUGUUAUCAUUGAGGAGCCAGUGCUUUAAGCCUUGGGCUGAUGACAUUACAGCGAUACAUAUCCGUCAUCCUAUUGUGGUAAUUGUUAUUUUUACAUGGCUGCGUCGUCGUACAGGUCGUACAGGUCGUACAGGUAUUACUGUCAGAAAAUAGAUUUCAAAAUGCCCUCAGUGCCUUUUUAAUUCCAAAUAAGAGAUGUCAUUUUGGGGUGUUUUUUUAUAUACAGAUGUUUAAAGAGUGAUUUAAAAUAAAUAGUAUUUAUGCACAUUAGAAUGAUAAAAAGUGUACCACCCACCCACUCAUCCACACAUGGUAGUUGUCCUGAGCCGAGAACACUUAAUCAGUUUCUCCUGCCCAAGUCAAGUGUUAAGGAAAAACUCCUGGUCCUAGCUAUGUGCCGUGUCUCUGUGCCUUGGACAACACUAUUGCCUUCUUAUUUAUUGGAGACUGUCCGCUAGCACGUGCUUUUAAACUGGAAGGACAACAGUCACAAUUAAGGCCCUGAGUUUUUCCAGACCAUGUGACCUGACCAGGAUCAUUCUCCAUAGCCUAUAACCAGGGACCUGAGUUUUUCCUGGUCAGGCCAAAUGGUCUGGACAACUCUUGGUCCUAUUACUGAUGUGCUAGCUGGUGCCAAUCACCACAGCAGAAGACACUUCGUUGUUAUCAAGUCUCUUUAUAUCAGACUGUGCACCCUGAAACUAAAGUCCUCCUUAUACUCUUAGUUCUCUCUCUUUCUCCCACUUUCUUUUCUCUUGUUCUCUUCUUCCGUUUCUUAGAUAUCAACCAGUAACAGUAAUAUGUGGUGUUUAAAGGUUUUAUGUGUUUCAGUUUCAAACUAUAAUCCUCAACUUCCAAACAUCAUCGUCGUCAUGCUCUGUCCUGUAUAUUCAUUGUCAGAUACAUUUUUGUACUGGUAUUAAUAAUAACAGAAUUUAACUUUUGAUAUCGUGUUAUUUUCAAGAAAUAAAGAUGAAAGUUGUAUAUAGUCA